UACGUCAUAUGAUACCGUAGGCAAAUCCUACAUCGUUACGUACCUAUUUAUUUCAUUUGUUGUAUCAAAAUUCUUAUUUCAAAGUAAAACGUUGCACAGUUAUCUAAAAUUGUGAUAUUAUGAGCGCUUUAUCAUUUAUCAAGUCUACUAAGGGCAAGGUUAUACUGGUCACAGUUGCUGCGCUACACAUAACCAUUUAUCUCGCGAAACCUUCGUUUUUUAAGGACCGAGAAGACGAAAAACUUCAGAAUAAACCUCCUAAAUACUUGCCAGACAAUUGAUCGACCUUGAGUGGAGAAGCAAGUACCUAAAACCGGAAAAGUGAGCGCUCGUUUUGUAUUGAUUCAUGUUUUAUAAAAGCAUUGUGACAGUUACAUCGAGGUUUUCGCGCGGAGUAACUGUGAGAAACAUGAGUUCUGGACAUAAGGUAUACGUGACCCGCUCAGAUAUGCCUGAGUGCGGGGUGCAGUUGUUACAAAAAGAAUGUGAAGUCAAGAUGUGGAAUAAGCCUUCACCAGUGUCUAGGGAAGAUUUUUUAAAAAACGUUGCUGGUUCUGAAGGAAUAUAUUGUUCUCUUACUGACAAGAUUGACAAAGAACUGCUUGACGCAGCAGGUCCAACUCUCAAGGUUGUUGCCACCAUUUCUGUGGGUUAUGACCAUAUUGAUGUACAAGAAUGUAAAAAGAGGGGCAUCAGGAUUGGUUAUACACCUGAUGUUCUAACUGAUGCUACAGCAGAACUUACUCUUGCUCUCCUUCUGUGUACAUCUCGACGCCUUCCAGAAGCUAUACAUGAAGCAAAGUCAGGUGGCUGGGUGUCUUGGGCGCCUACAUGGAUGACAGGGCCCGGUCUAGCUGACGCCACAGUCGGCAUAGUUGGCUUCGGCAGAAUUGGCCAAGCAGUUGCUAGACGUGUCAAAUCAUUUAACACGGCCAAGAUACUAUACUUUAAUCGUAGUGAAAGACCAGAAGCUAAAGAACUGGGAGCAAUCAAAGUUACUUUUGAUGAGAUCCUGGCUCAAAGUGACUUCAUUAUAUGCUGUGCAGCAUUAGUGCCUGAAACCAAAGAACUUUUCAACAAAGCUGCAUUUGAAAAGAUGAAGAAAACUGCUGUCUUUAUAAACACAAGCCGUGGAGGAACUGUUGAUCAAAAUGCACUUAUUGAAGCUUUGAAAAAUAAUACUAUAAGAGCCGCAGGUCUGGAUGUCACAACUCCUGAACCACUGCCUCUAGAUAGUCCACUAUUUAAAUUGAAGAACUGUGUAGUUCUCCCUCAUAUAGGAAGUGCUUCUAUAGAAGCUAGGAAUAUUAUGAGUGAUCUAACAGCAAGGAAUAUAUUAGCCGCACUGAAAGGCACUGAAAUGCCAGCAGAAUUAAAGUAAUCUAUACAAAUGUUGUAAAGCAAUUUAUUAUUAUUAAAUGUAUAUGUAUAUUAAAUGAUGUAUAUUAAAGAUAAAUUAUAUAUUUUA
This is a messenger RNA of Plodia interpunctella (Indianmeal moth), 1468 nucleotides long. RefSeq lists its product as uncharacterized. The record is from RefSeq and is a predicted model, not a curated record. The transcript has 3 exons. NCBI's taxonomy places the organism in Eukaryota, Metazoa, Arthropoda, Insecta, Lepidoptera, Pyralidae. Gene Ontology annotation, cellular component: cytosol. Gene Ontology annotation, molecular function: glyoxylate reductase (NADPH) activity; hydroxypyruvate reductase [NAD(P)H] activity; NAD binding. The coding region runs from base 347 to 1381 and encodes 344 amino acids.